CUCGGGCAGGAUGAAGAUAAUCUGGGGCUAUAGGAACACUAUGACAUGAGGUUCCCUGGCCUGUGCCGUGGUCCUGCUCCUCCCAGAGCAAUGAGUCUUGGAACUGACACUCCAUUCUGAUACAUGGGGCAGUUUAGUUCACACCUUUCAGCUGUUAUUUCAAGCUGUCUGCAGACUCAGCUACCUAUACUUCAGAAACAUGGAAUAACCCAUGUAAUAUGCAUACGGCAAAAUAUUGAAGCAAAUUUUAUUAAACCAAACUUCCAAGAAUUAUUUAGGUAUUUAGUCUUGGAUAUUGCAGAUAAUCCAGUUGAAAAUAUUAUACGAUUUUUCCCUACGACGAAAGAAUUUAUUGAUGGAAGUUUACAAACUGGAGGAAAAGUUCUUGUCCAUGGAAAUGCAGGGAUUUCUAGAAGUGCUGCCUUAGUUAUUGCAUACAUUAUGGAGACGUUUGGGGUGAAGUACAGGGAUGCAUUUACUUAUGUUCAAGAAAGAAGAUUCUGUAUUAAUCCUAAUGCUGGAUUUGUCCAUCAACUUCAGGAAUAUGAAGCCAUCUAUUUAGCAAAAUUAACUAUCCAGAUGAUGUCACCACUGCAGCUGGAGAGAUCGCUCUCUGUUCCACCUGGUACUACAGGAAGUUUGAAGCGAACACAUGAGGAUGAGGAAGAGUUUGGACAUAUGCAAGUGGCAGCAGCACAGAAUGGGUGACGUAGGGCACCACUAUUCAUAGAGAUUGUGAAUUCCUGCAGUGGAAGUGAAGAAAACUAGAAAAGAUAAAUUAACACAAAACAAUGAACACACCCAGAGCUUCUUUUCAAAUACAUGUUGCUUCCAGAUGUAAAUCUGCCUCUGCAACACAUUAAGCAACAUUUUAAUAUGUUGGACUUCCUGAAUGAAUAGAUGGCACUGAUUGUUUUACUCCUUUUUUACACUUUACAGUUUUAUUCUAUACCAAGAUUUUUGGACUUGCAAAGAGGUAUUAUUGCAAUAAUGCACUUUUCAUACUUGAAAUUUCUUUAUUUGUAUGAUAUAAAGUUAUUACUUUAAAGAAAAUGCAAGCUGGGGGGAUUUGUUUAUAAAGUUAUUUGUGUAAUUUAUAACAAGAGACUUUAGUAAAGAAAAGUUUGCUAAAAUUCACUGUGUUCUAAGUAUAUAUUGCAACUUAGUUAGUCCACUUUUAGAAAUAUACAAAAAGUGGAAAUAUAUCCUGUUUUUACAAACUUCCGUAUACCUUCUGCUGUUAGCAGUUGAAACCUCCCCAAUUAUCUGAACAGCAUCGACUCAUUAUCUUCACAAUAAAACCCCAUUAUGUACCAAUUUA
Molecule: messenger RNA, 1321 nt
Organism: Chelonoidis abingdonii (Abingdon island giant tortoise)
Lineage: Eukaryota; Metazoa; Chordata; Testudines; Testudinidae
Source: RefSeq, a predicted model, not a curated record